This is a messenger RNA of Fulvia fulva, 1005 nucleotides long. Its product is annotated as GTP-binding protein ypt4. Gene Ontology annotation, cellular component: endosome. The transcript has a single exon. Lineage: Eukaryota; Fungi; Ascomycota; Dothideomycetes; Mycosphaerellales; Mycosphaerellaceae. Gene Ontology annotation, molecular function: GTPase activity; GTP binding. Bases 1 to 1005 code for a protein of 334 amino acids. The record is from RefSeq and is a predicted model, not a curated record. Gene Ontology annotation, biological process: regulation of endocytosis.
AUGCCCCGCAAACGCGCAACCUCCACCACCUCCUCCCUCACCACCAGCGCCCGCGAUAAUGACCGAGACUUGCCAGCACCCCAAGAAAUGGGCAGCAUGUACGACUACCUCGCGAAGAUCAUCCUCCUAGGUCCCUCCGGCUGCGGCAAAUCCUGUAUUCUCCACCGCUUCGUGAAGAACGACUGGCGCGUCCUGAGUUCGCAGACAAUAGGCGUGGAGUUUGCGUCGAAAAUCGUCAAAGUUGGACCGGAAGGAGGACGACGCAAGAGAGUGAAGUUGCAGCUUUGGGAUACGGCGGGGACGGAGAGGUUUAGGAGUGUGUCGAGGUCUUAUUACAGAGGUGCCGCGGGCGCGGUGCUGGUUUAUGACCUUUGCAAUGGGGAGACUUUCCGGGGACUGGGGACGUUUUUGGGGGAUGCAAGGAGUUUGGGGAGUAGGGAUUUGACGGUCGUGUUGGCGGGGAAUAAGAAAGACCUAAUGGACCCGACGACAGCUGCGUUGGCGGAAGAGGAGCAGGUUGGCAGCCAGCCUGUGGGGAGUCUACUGGACGACGACAGCAGUCUUAGUGGGAGCUUGAAUAGGACGAGUACGAUUGGGAUAGGGUUGGGGAGUCAGCAGAGAGCUACUGUCAAUCGAGAUGGACGGGCGAUCAAUGCGACGACGGCUGCGAACUGGGCGAGCCAGAAUCAUAUACCAGCGACUAUGGAGGUUUCUGCGUUGACGGGAGAGGGAGUGGACGAGGUUUUUAACAAGCUUGCGAGCACGAUAUUGACCAAGAUUGAGCUUGGGGAGAUCGACCCGGACGAUCCUAUGAGUGGCAUACAAUAUGGCGAUGCGGACUACUGUAGAUAUGAUGACGGUGGGUCAAGCAUCAAGUCUGGUGGCUUGACAUCGGACGGCUAUGGUGGCAGCGUCAGGCGGAGACGAAGAGGUGCGGGCUGGGGAGAUGUGUUUAAGAUCGGUCGACCUCGGAGCUCGAGUGGUGGUAGAGGAGGGUGCUGCUGA